Nicotiana tabacum (common tobacco) is the source of this 397-nucleotide messenger RNA. The record is from RefSeq and is a predicted model, not a curated record. Lineage: Eukaryota; Viridiplantae; Streptophyta; Magnoliopsida; Solanales; Solanaceae.
AUUAAGGGGGGGAAAACGAAUUUCCUGCUCUUUGAAGAGAGUCUCCUUUUAUUUCUAACUUCAAAAUAAAUUCGCAGUGUAAUUUGGCAGCGGCGGCAAUGGAGGAUUGCUCAUCAUCCCUUCCUCCGAACAAAGCAACAACUUCUGGUGCCGCAAAAUACCUAGCCGACCUCCCUUCUCGCGGCCUCUUUUCCUCCACCACUACUGUCGUCUCCUCUACUCCGGGUGGUAUGCGGGUAUAUGUCUGUGAUCAUGAAACAUCGCCUCCAGAGGAGCAGCUUAUUAAGACAAACCAGCAAAACAUAUUGAUUAGGUCUCUCAUGCUUAAGAAGCAGAGGGGUGAUUAUAGUUCAAAAGAUGGCAAAGGGAUUUCCUCAAAUGACAAUGGUAGAAAAAG